This is a messenger RNA of Pristis pectinata (smalltooth sawfish), 4408 nucleotides long. It is a transcript of the gene dph2, whose product is annotated as diphthamide biosynthesis 2. Gene Ontology annotation, biological process: protein histidyl modification to diphthamide. The record is from RefSeq and is a predicted model, not a curated record. The coding region runs from base 1292 to 2803 and encodes 503 amino acids. Gene Ontology annotation, molecular function: 2-(3-amino-3-carboxypropyl)histidine synthase activity. The transcript is spliced from 7 exons. Lineage: Eukaryota; Metazoa; Chordata; Chondrichthyes; Rhinopristiformes; Pristidae.
GUGGACGAUCAAUGGAAGGGGAUUAAACAUGGAUCCACAGACAGCUGCAAAGAGAACUGUGUCACUUUUGUUAAGGUACAUUGAAAGUGACUGGCAAAUGAACCAAAGUGAUUCGAGGAAGGUCUUCAUGCGGCGGGUGGUUAGUAUCUAGAGGUAUUGUCAGGGGUAUUGGUGGAGGAAGAUUCGACUGCAAUGUUCAAAAGGAAGCAGGAUAAAUAUCUAAAAUUGAAAUUAUUUUGCUGGGCAUGGGAGGGACUGAAACUAACUGGAUUGCUCUUACAUAGAGCUGGUAUGGAUUCGACGCGCUGAAUAUGCUGUGGGAUGAUUAAGGCCGCAGCUUUGUUUGAUACAAGCUCUAAGAAGAAAACCUUAAUAUUUUAUGCCUAUAUAACAAUGAUUUGUACUUUGGGACAGCACAAAACAAUGCAUUCCUUUCUUUUCAAAGUACGCGCGUUUAAAUCCUGAUGAUAUUGCACACUUACUGGUUGGUAUUAUCAUCUGAAUUGGGGAAAUAACUUCGGAGCCCACUGCAAUGAUUUCCAAAGACUCAAUCCUAUCCCAAAGUCUUUCUAGCCUUGGGAACUCGCUUGUCUGUGACCCUACAACGCCCUUCUCUGUGAUGUAAUCGCACUUGGUGUAACAAAGGUGUUUAGUCUUCGCAACAAACAAUCUGCUGAAUGUUCUCCAGCAGGUUGUCUGUUGCUCCAGAUUCCAGCAUCUGCACUCUCUGUAUCUCCCUCUUUAUUCUUCGUCCUCUCUGGAUUCUGGACCAUGAUAUUCCAGAAACCCCCGGCUCCACCAGCAGCCGGUUAAAAUCGCACUUUAAUGCAGCAACACCUCAGGCGCCGGAGGAACUCAGCAGGACAGGCAGCAUCCAUGCGGGGACAUGAACAGGCGGCGUUUCGGGCCGUGACCCUUCAUCAGGACACUGCAGGUAUCCGACCAACAGUUCAGAAAGAAGGGUAGCAUGAUAUUUGGCUGAGCAACAGGUUAAAAUGGAGGGCAGUAGCUCGCAGGCAGCAGCUAACAACACACUCGAAGCCAAGACUGCAAUCAACGCUCGUAACGAUUUGGCGCUUCUGGUGGUUCGUUCCCUUUGCGCCGCCGUCGCUGGAAAGGUCGAUCUUAAUUGGUCGCCUUCGAGCUGAUCUGUGAUUGGCGACUGCUGUCCAUUCCCGAGUCCGCAAGGGCGUUGCCUCGAUCUGAUUGGUUCUCCUUCUGUCAGCAGCGGAAGCCGAUUGGUGGAAGGUUUCCUGAGCCGGACGGCAGCGUGGAGUAGGGUUGGGUCAUCAUGACGACAACAUUCAGUGAUGAUGGUGCUAAGGCAAUUGAGCGGUCCACAGACAUUCUUGAAACAGGCAGCAGAACCGAUGCCAGUGAGAUAGAUGAUGUGUAUGAGAUUGAGAGAACCUGCAACUUCAUCACGAAUCAUGCCUUUAAAAGGGUGGCCCUUCAAUUUCCUGAUGAACUUCUCAUCGAUGCUUCUGCCAUUAUAUCAAAAUUGGAGAAAAACACCAGUACCAAGAUUUUCAUAUUGGGUGACACAUCGUAUGGCAGCUGCUGUGUGGAUGAAGUUGCUGCUGAGCACCUUGAGGCUGACAGUAUAAUACAUUAUGGAAGAGCAUGCCUCAGUCCUACCAGAAGGCUCCCAGUAAUGUACGUGUUUGGACAAAAAUCUAUCGAUUUGUAUCAAUGUGCUGCCUCUUUUCGUGCACUCUACCCAGACAAGUCUACAUAUGUUAUAAUUCUAUAUGAUGUCAUCUACUCAUAUGCACUUGAUGAACUGCAACAGCUACUUCAACCAGAAUAUGAAAACCUUGUUGUUUCAACGGUUUGUAGUUACAGAAAUGGAACAACUGAUCUCUGCGGGACCGAUGGUCUUCACAGUGAAAGUGACGUUGUUAUCCAGGGAUCUUGCAAUCAUGCAAGCAACCAGCCAAGCCUUCAAGUUAUUAAUAAGUUUGGCCGCCAAUUCACUAUCCAUGAUGACAGGAGCGUGAAUGACUACGAUAUGUUCUAUGUUGGACAAGAGAGCCCAACUUUGACAAAUUUUAUGAUGACGUGGAAUCGGUGUUCUUUUUGCUCAUUUGAUCCAGUGAAAGGAGUCGGGCGACAGGAAACCGUGAAUAUUAACAAGGCUUUGAUGAAACGUUACUACAUGAUCGAAAGAGCCAAGGAUGCUCAAGUUGUGGGAAUUUUAAUAGGCACCCUUGGUGUUGCUGACUAUCUCUCCACCAUUGAUCACCUGAAAUGGAUUGUCAAGCAAUCGGGCAAAAAAAGUUACACCUUUGUAAUGGGUAAAUUGAAUGUUGCCAAAUUGGCUAAUUUCUUGGAGGUGGAUAUAUACGUGUUGGUAGCUUGUCCAGAAAAUUCUCUGUUGGAUUCCAGUGAGUUUUAUAGGCCAGUCAUAACACCAUAUGAGAUGGAGGUUGCUUGCAAUCAGACAAGGGAAUGGACUGGAGAGUAUGUUACUGACUUCAGGGAUCUCCUUCCAGGUGCAUGCUCUCAUGUUCAAUUUCCGGAUGAGAACUUCAAAAGUGAGGAGACCAAUGUCUCGCUAAUAACUGGAAACCUUCGAGCAACCCAACUGCUGAAGUCAGAGGGGCAAAUCAAUGCAUCCAGCACAUCUCUGAUCCCCAGGAAUGAUGCUCUAGCAGUUACUCAAUCACAUUCAGCAGCCUCAUUCUUAAAAACUCGGAGCUGGAAGGGAUUGGAGCAAAAACUUGGGGAGACUCCUGUGUCAAAAGCAGUGGAAGGACGGAAGGGGAUUGCAAUUGCCUAUGAGGAAGAGGGCACUAGUUGAAGUAACUGCUCCCCUGGACAUUGACAAUGUGUGCGAAAAUGAACUGAAACCUAAUUUAAGGAAUAAAGAGACCAACAAGGAUGUUCCCAUUUGAAAGCAAAUUGGUCUCCAUAAUAUUUCUUUGAAUGUCUGUAACUUUCCAGAUAUUGGAGCCUCCAAAUACCAAAUAACGGUUAGCAGUUUCCUGCUGUCAGCUCACUCUGGUAAUAACUCUUGACUGUUUGUGAGUGGUAACAUUCAAAUUGAUUUUGAUUGAACCAAAUUGUGAGCUUGAGAAAUCAUUCUCUGAGGUGCAAAGUUAUUUUGUAGGAUAUUGUUGAUUUUAUUUUAUGAAUCACCUAAUCGGAAGUGAUGAUGAAGCCAAAUAGAGAAUUCACUGAUAUCGUGCUGAAUGCUGUGAAUCUGCUUGGACUGUUUUUGUAUUAUAUAUUCUAGAUAACAUGGAAAAAGUGUUCAUUGUUCAAUGAUUUGAGCUGUACUGUGAUGUGUUCAUUAAAUGACAAAUAGGAAAAUUGGAUGGGCAGAAGGAAAGGUACAGCUGUGAAGACUGACUACAUUAGGUCUCAUGUUGCAAUAUCUCUUUAAAGUACUUUCUCAUCAAUGCCAUUGUCAAGUAUUUAGCAAUAAUGACAACUUGUUUGGUGCACUCAUACACAAAUUUUAAAUUGAGUGCAGAGACUGAACUCUCUGCAAGGAUUCAAUGUUUUGAAAAAUAAGGAUGGAGAUGGAUUUGGCAGCUAUUCAAAGGGAAUGCAACAAUAUGAGGAGAGAGUUAUGAACUGCAAGUCUAAGACGUGACAUCAACUAUUGGAGGAAAAAUGAAGGUAGUGGAAAUGCACGGGAUGUGGGAAAAAAUAUAUGGUGAGGUGAUGGUGUAGAGAUGUGACAUUAAUUGUAAACAUUUUUUAAAUUAAUCCAUUGAAACAACUGAAGGGUAAGAAGCAAUGAUGGGCAGGAUAGCCUUGGUGUGAGAUUGAAUCUUCCACAUUCUGUAUUCUAAGUUUAUAGCUAGAGUACUGGAGAAAGAGUCCAGAGGCAAUGGUCAGUUGUUUCGAUGACAGUGGAGAUGAAUGCAGAUAAUAUUGUCACCACUUGUUGGGCAGUGGAUUUGAACUUCAGUCAGUGCACAAUCUGUGCAUUUUAUUUGAUUCCUCAGUUUGCGAGCAGUAAUUUAUGGGCUAACUCAAUUGAAAAAGUGUGUACUUCUGGGAGGAGCUAAUUUUCCCAAUAUAGAGUAUUCUGCCUCAUCCAUGACAACAUAGCAUGAAGAUGGUUGUGUGAUGGAGGAAGGUAGUGGAGAAAUAAAUCCAGUCUGGAUCUUGCCCAUUAAUGUAAGACCUGAUUCCUGAUGUAUUUUAUGGAUGUUCUGAAGGAAAAAAUGGGUUUGAAAUACUUGCACCCCAUAUUAACUGCAAUCUUAUUUUUAACCAUAAUGAUAAAUGAUUAUUGUUUGACCCAGAGACAUACCAUAGAUGUAAUCAAAUGGUAAUAAUGUUUCAAUUUAGAGCACAUGGAAUGAAGACUGAAUACCUCAUGAUGCCUUUCACUUGUGAUAUUUUAAUGUAGUCUGAAAUUAUAAUCAAUAAAAAUAAUUUUAUUUCUGGG